GAUUUAUGGUCCUUCCACGGUUCCACCCUUUCCCUGUAUGCCGUCCCCCGGUAACCUCCAUUCUUUCUCUCUUUCUCUUCUUUUCGGCCUGCCAUCCCCGCACGACCGUCAUCCCCGAUGCAAGAGGGUGCAUCCCACCUUUCGUUUGUUUCGGAAUUUAUCGAGCGUCGCGCUUUCUCGCCGACGAGGAAAAACGAGAGGAUAUCGUGACCUCCAGGGCAGGCUCCAUGGUGGAAUUGAAGGUAGAAUCGGUCGGAAGAGCAAUCAAAUGCGUCCUCGAGACUAAUCGGCGCGAAAAACUGCAAUACACGCCUGGGUAUCAGCGAAUCAGAGAGGACAUCGAUACACUCGAUGAGAAAAAUGAAACAUGCACGUUUGGCAUUAAUAAAGCCAACGGUACUCACGCGGGUGUGUGGAAAGUCACGGCGUACACCGCGAAAGAGGAGACUGAGGAGAAUAUUGAUACAUUCGACGAUAUUACUACGGAAGUGUUCUUGUUCCGUCUGUAUAUUCGCCAGGAGAAGGCCGCUAUACCUUCACAAUAUAUCGAAGUGUAUGAUGGGCACUACGUAAAUAUGAAAUAUGAUGAGAAUUAUAAGAAUCUUACGGCAUGCAAUCUGACGGGACCUAAGAUGGAAUCCAUAAAUUUGUUGACGGAGAAGCGAAACAAUUUUCAACUUUUGGAUCAAUGCGGUGUCCGUAUGAAAGUAAAUGCUACUUACGAGGGCUCUUGGGAACUUAUCGCAGUCGUCAACAAUUACACGCUGUAUUGCACAUUAUUUAAUAUUGAUGUGUAUCAAUUAGAACAAAAAGAUCCAAAUGAUAUGUUAGUCCUACAGUGGACUCGUGGCUCUCCAGGCAUAAUCAGUCUAUCAGGCAAAUCGAAAAUAUGUCAAAUAGUGGAUUCGAAUGGUGUAACUGUAGCUACAUCAGUUGGAAAAUGUUAUCAUCAAGUAAAAGUCGCUACUGUUCAGCACGAGGGCGUAUGGCUCGCCCGUUAUAAUAUGUACGGGAUGCUGGAGCCUAUCGAACAAAAAUUUAGAAUUGAGACCUUUGAUCGAGUAAUUUUUAAUGCUAAUGUCACUCGUAACGAGAAUGGCAAUACAAGAUUAUUCUGUCAAUUAGAGAUAAAGGACACACGUCCGGAAUCAUGUAGCUUUAUUAGACCCGAUGGCACGAGGCUCUACAUGACGCCCGUAAUAGGUACUGAAAGGUACACUGCCUACGUAUAUUCUUUCACCAAGCGUGAACACGCUUACAAUGUUUUGAAAUGUGCAAUAACAAUUAUGGAGCUUGAAGACGUCGAUUACGGCGCAUGGCGAUGCGAUCUUAAGACAUACAGUUCACGCUCGUAUGGAACAGUGCUUCGCGUUACUAUCCCGAUUCUCGCGGAAACAACAACACUAAGGAUAAAAUGUAUCGCUGAUUCCGCACUUAAAUACUGUUGGCUGCGAAGCCCGAAUGGAACUUCUUAUUCCGUCACCGAGGAUACGAAAGCUGAGUCGCCAAUUAUUCUGCGUUAUCAAGGCAACGGGCUGUCAUUCGGCGAAUGUGGUGUAGAAAUUUCAGCAGCCGUACAUUCCGAUGAUGGACGUUGGAGUUGUUUGAUGGGGAUGGCUGACGGUGGCGAGCAAGCCGCGACAAUGUCAGUCACGGUAACAGAAACCUACCUCGUGGCCGAGCAGACGGAAAUAGCCGUCAGCGCACGAAACGAUCCAGUUCUGUCUUGCCACAUCCUUCCGCGUAUGCUGGACAGAACAGUUCAUUACUGCCGGUGGAUUCGCCCCGACGGAUAUGGAAUUUACAAUGACAUAAGCCAUCGAUAUACCACCAACAGUAGCUACUCCGACUGCAGAUUAGUCAUCCUGAAUUACUAUCCGGAAGAGGACGACGGUAAUUGGACGUGCGUGGCCGGACUCGUGGGUAAAAAUGGUCACCUGGAGGAAGCCUGGGACAAUGUCAUGUGUCAUGAGAUUCCGUAUGCAUCGAGUAUGACGGUGUUUAUAGUUAAGCGCCUUAGCUUUGUGGUCAUUGGUAUCACGCUGAUAGUCGUCGUCUUUGGUACUCUCGGUUACGUCUGGGGCCGAUACAGGCUUCGUCGAAUGAUGUCGAGAGACAUCAUCAGCGGCUCACCAAGCUACAGCCCGCAAAACACAAUGUUAAUCAACCACUCCGUUAAUCAAGAAACUUCGCCGGAUAUUUUGUGGAUUAGAUUGCCUGAACUCGAUAAAAAUGCAGCUUGGCUACGCCACGAGCUUUCUGCGCACCAUUUCGAUUUAAUUUCAAAUCUUUAACAAAUGAUACAGCACUGGAUGGAAUUGUAAGGGUAGCUGAGGCAUGGAACAAGGGCAACAAGGGUCGAAGAGUGAUGCGCCGCUUGACCGUGGCCUAUUCGUAAAGCUGACGAAAUUAAUCGUGCACUAAAAGCUGGCAACCGGGAAUUAACGUGUUAGUGCGCUCCAAAUUCCGGAAAAUAUAUCGUUCACACCUGCGAAACGAGCAAGGAUAUCGAAAUUAAUAUGCGAUUCUCCAGCAACUGAGGAAGGAUUUUCUCGAAAUCUCUCAGAAGUACGCGAUAUGAUGCAGCAAAAAGUCAUUCGUCCAAAAGAUACUUUCGUCGCGAAAUUUACUUUUCUGGGAUAGUAGAAGAAUGUGA
Cataglyphis hispanica is the source of this 2656-nucleotide messenger RNA. RefSeq lists its product as uncharacterized. The transcript is spliced from 13 exons. Bases 6 to 2294 code for a protein of 762 amino acids. The record is from RefSeq and is a predicted model, not a curated record. NCBI's taxonomy places the organism in Eukaryota, Metazoa, Arthropoda, Insecta, Hymenoptera, Formicidae.